This is a messenger RNA of Aspergillus piperis CBS 112811, 1113 nucleotides long. RefSeq lists its product as uncharacterized. The record is from RefSeq and is a predicted model, not a curated record. The coding region runs from base 1 to 1113 and encodes 370 amino acids. The transcript has 2 exons. NCBI's taxonomy places the organism in Eukaryota, Fungi, Ascomycota, Eurotiomycetes, Eurotiales, Aspergillaceae.
AUGCCCAUAAUAGACUGGGUCUUUAGUCUGUUCCCACGAUACUCGCGCGAAAAGCGGCUUUCCAGCCUGGAACUGCUACCUCGCGAACUAUUACUCCAUAUCGGUAACCUUCUGACAACCGCUGACAUUAUCUGCCUCUGCCUAUGCAGCCGAACACAAAAUCUUUUCACAACAAGUUUUUACGACAUCAAGCCACCCCAAGACAAGUCCUUAACACUUUUAGUCCUCACAAGACUGACCCGAGACCUCCCCAAAAUGUUCUGCUGCCACUACUGCGCCAAGUUGCAUCGUAUCACUGACGUCCUCCAUCCCGCACGCUCCAUGGGUUUCCGUCAUCGGUGCCCGGACCUGGGAGUUUGGCACAGAAAAUGUCCACAACCGUCGAUUAGAUGGCUGCUAGCUGUUCACUGUAUGACCACCCUUUAUGACUUCCGUCACUGCCACCUGGUGGCUGUCUUACAAAAUCACCAUUCCGGCGGCCGAUACGGGAUCAACGCGGAGUCCUUGGCUUUCACCGAGGUGGUUGAUUACCCUCGACAACCAGCAAGAACAACUUUAUUAUCAGUGGAAGGACGCGUCUGUACACCUGCUGGAGCUCGCCAAAGACCAUCGCUAGUCCUGCAAAUACAACAGUGGGUUCUCGUCCAUGAUCUACAGGUCUUCUCCGACAGGGGUCUCGACGUUGUUCUUUCAGUACUCCACAACUGGUUUAUUUGCAACUGGUUGAGAGUGGGCCACAAGAGUAUUCAAGAUAAGAUUCGACCUGCAAAUCGGCAACGAAACCUUUGCUGGAAGGAGGCACCACUCACAGAGAUUAUGCGAUGCUCGCAUUGUGGUGUGGAGUUUCAGAUCGUCCUCCGAGACUGUGGGGAGGAUGGGACAGCAGUGACAAUUACUAAAUGGUUAGACCUUGGGGCAGGGACAGAUAUUGAUGAUCCGAAAUGGAAAAAGGCUACUUUUACUAACACGAUGGAAUCUAUAUACGAUCGUGUCGAAGCUACGGCGAGCACAGGGGAGGUCAUAUUUGAUAGGAAGACGAUACCGUUGGGCAAUGUGGUGCUACUCGGAAUCUAUGUACUAUCUAUUCCAUCGCUAGCUCUAAAUCUAUGUUAG